ACCUCAACUUGCUUACAAAGUAGUUUCCAUUUUCGUUUUUCUUCUUCCUUAUUUCGUAGUAGGGAGAGGCCAUGGAGAAACCAAUGGCCUCUGUGCUUCUCUUUUCCCUGUUUAUCUCCCAGUUGCUGAGCCCGGUUCAGUCCCAGACCGGCCCGGUCUACGCCUGCGACACCGUGAAGAACCCGGGUUUGAAGAGCCUGCCGUUCUGCAACCCGCGGCUGGACGUGAAAAGCCGGGUGGCUGAUCUGGUGAAGCGCCUCACGUUGCCGGAGAAGAUUACUUUCUUGGUGAACACGGGCGGGAAUGUGAGCCGGCUGGGAAUCCCGACGUACGAGUGGUGGUCGGAGGCUCUGCACGGGCUGUCGUACACCGGGCCGGGGGUGAAUUUCUCCGGCGUGGUGCCCGCCGCCACUAGCUUCCCUCAGCCUCUACUCACCGCCGCUUCUUUCAAUGAGACCUUGUUUCACACCAUCGGAAAGGUGAUUUCCACCGAGGCCCGAGCAAUGCAUAACUAUGGUUUGGCGGGGUUGACAUACUGGUCCCCGAAUAUGAACAUCUUUCGGGACCCUAGGUGGGGGCGGGGUCAGGAAGUCCCGGGGGAAGAUCCGACUCUUACCGGGAAGUAUGCUGCUGCCUUUGUUAGGGGCCUGCAAGAACGAGACGAUGGCAACGAAGAGAAGCUCAAAGUUGCUGCUUGUUGUAAGCAUUAUACAGCGUACGAUGUGGAUGACUGGAAAGGGCACCAACGAUACGAUUUCAACUCUGUGGUAACAGCACAAGAUAUGGCCGAUACAUUUCAACCCCCGUUCGAGUACUGUAUUCGCGAGGGAAAGGUAGCAAGCGUGAUGUGUUCCUACAACCAGGUCAAUGGCAAGCCAGUUUGCGGGGAUUACAGCAUUCUUGCAGGUGUCAUUCGAGGCCAGUGGAAAUUGAACGGAUACAUAGUAACAGAUUGUGAUUCGUUUAAUGCCAUGUACAAUUACCAACACCUCACCAAAACGCCUGAGGAGACUGCUGCUUUGGGAUUAAAUGCAGGGGUGGACCUUAAUUGCGGGCCGUUCUUGGCCAAGUACACUCAAGGGGCGAUCGACAAAGGACUAGUGAAGGUAUCGGAAGUUGAUAGAGCUAUCUCGAACAAUUUUGCAACUCUUAUGAGAGUUGGAUUCUUUGAUGGGGAUCCAAGAAAGCAACUCUAUGGGAAGCUCGGGCCGAAGGAUGUUUGCUCGCCUGCCCACCAGGAGCUCGCCCGUGAGGCUGCAAGGGAAGGAAUCGUCUUGUUGAAAAACACUGCUGGCUCUCUCCCUCUAUCCCGCGCUGCCAUUAAGUCCUUAGCUCUCAUCGGCCCCAACGCUAAUAACCCCUACACAAUGCUUGGCAACUACGAAGGUAAACCGUGCAAGUAUACUAGUCCUAUACAAGGCCUAUCAGCCUUGGUUGCAACGAAUUACUCGCCUGGCUGUGAUAACAUCAAAUGUGCCACUGCCCUACUCGAUGAUGCGAAGAAAAUAGCAGCCACGGCUGAUGCUGUGGUCUUGGUAAUGGGUUCUGAUCAAUCUAUUGAAACUGAAGCGCGGGAUAGAGUUAACCUCACCCUCCCCGGGCAGCAGUCAUAUGUAGUGUCAGAGGUUGCAAAGGUUGCCAGGGGACCAGUAAUCCUCGUUUUAAUGUGUGGAGCUGGCAUGGAUGUUUCGUUUGCAGUUAAGGAUCCUAAAGUAACGAGCAUUCUUUGGGUUGGAUUCCCCGGUGAGGCUGGUGGAGGAGCAAUUGCUGAUGUUAUUUUCGGGUAUCAUAAUCCAAGUGGAAGGCUACCAAAUACAUGGUACCCACAAUCGUUUGCAGACAGCGUAUCCAUGAUCGAUAUGCGAAUGAGGCCAGACCCGAAAACUGGCUACCCUGGCCGGACCUAUCGCUUCUACACGGGCCCAACGCUGUUCAAAUUCGGGUAUGGAUUGAGCUACACCAAGUUCAGACACAGCAUAGUUCAGGCUCAAGACUCCGUCUCCCUCGCCCUCGACCAAGGCCACGCCUGUCGGUCCACAAAGUGCGAGUCUGUCGAUGCAGCAGAGCAGACCUGCACCAACUCAGCCCCCCUCGACAUUCACCUGAACGUGAAGAACGUGGGAACGGUGAGCGGGGGCCACUCGGUCCUCCUCUUCUCGUCCCCUCCAGCUGUCCACAACGCCCCCCGGAAACAGCUGGUGGGAUUUCAGAAGGUGCAUUUGAGCCCUAACCAAGACGAGGUUGUCGUGUUCAAUCUCGAUGUUUGCAAGCACUUGAGUGUUGUGGAUGAGGCUGGGAACAGGAAAGUGGCCUUGGGACUUCAUGUUCUUCACAUUGGCCAUCUGAAACAUUCCUUGACUGUGGAGAUCUGAGAAACUGCAGAAAUCACAGUUGAAAAUUUGUUGUAUCCUUUCCUUUUUCUUCACCAAAUCAUAAGAAAAUCAGGAAUCAAUGUGUUCACAAGAUUGGAACUUUCCAAAGUUGGAAUGAGUUUGAAGGCAAUUGUAACAAAGCUCUCAAUUCUUUCAAAGUGUCCAAAUUCUUGUGUAGACUCAGAAGUUAUGAAAAAUUAAAUGAAAGGAUGAUCUUUUACUUUUCCUUUAUACAA
Messenger RNA from Ipomoea triloba (trilobed morning glory), 2608 nucleotides. Its product is annotated as beta-xylosidase/alpha-L-arabinofuranosidase 2-like. Gene Ontology annotation, biological process: xylan catabolic process; arabinan catabolic process. Gene Ontology annotation, cellular component: plant-type cell wall. Lineage: Eukaryota; Viridiplantae; Streptophyta; Magnoliopsida; Solanales; Convolvulaceae. Gene Ontology annotation, molecular function: xylan 1,4-beta-xylosidase activity; alpha-L-arabinofuranosidase activity. The transcript has 7 exons. The record is from RefSeq and is a predicted model, not a curated record. The coding region runs from base 72 to 2372 and encodes 766 amino acids.